GAGCCUACGUGUAGCCACGUUUAAUAAUCCGGACAGAAUGGUUUACUCACUCUGUUCCUCUCUCCGGGAUGGUCCGUCAGUCGUAGACCGUUUAUUUGCAGCCCAGACUGUGAAUCCGUCACCUUGCUAGAAAGCUUUCCACUCUCAGGUGGGACGCGAGCUCUUCACGGUAGCCAUUAAGACAAAUGUGGGGGAGAAACGGUGCACGAAGGUUUUCAGAGCUUUCUGCAAGGACAAUAAGGAGCAGCGCGCCGCCUCCUGUGGCUUCCUGCAACGCCGCCGGCCGGCGCCCCGCUCGGCUCAACCGCGCCAUCUUCUGGUGAAAACGCUACGAAAUAAUGGUUUGAAGGGCCGAGAUUUGGAUGUGAUUGCUCUAUUGUUCAUCUUCAUCAUCAAAUCACAGAAUCACGAUGGCCCUGAAUGUGUUUGACCAUGAUGAAUACAGACCACCAGUGUGGAAGUCUUACUUGUAUCAGCUCCAGCAGGAGGCGCCCCACCCCCGCAGGGUGACCUGCACUUGUGAGGUGGAUAACCGACCCAAAUACUAUGGAAGAGAGUACCAUGGCAUGAUUUCCAGAGAGGAAGCCGACCAGCUACUGAGUCAGGCGGAAGGCAGCUACCUCAUUCGAGAGAGCCAGAGGCAGCCGGGCACGUACACCUUGGCGCUGAGGUUUGGGAUCCAGACAAAAAACUUCCGUCUCUACCAUGACGGGAAGCACUUUGUCGGGGAGAAGAGGUUUGAGUCCAUCCACGACCUGGUCACCGAUGGCCUCAUCACACUUUACAUUGAGACCAAGGCAGCAGAGUACAUCGCUAAGAUGACCAUUAACCCAAUCUAUGAGCACGUGGGCUACACCACCCUCAACCAGGAGCCCACGCUGAAGAAGCAUGUGCCACGCGGACGAGAGGCCCCCGAUGGCCCGGCACCGAUCAAAGACGACCACAAUGCUGAGGAGAGGCUCACAUCACUGGUGCGGCGAGCCACGCUGAAGGAAAGCGACAUGGUGCCCAAAUAUGAGAAGGUUCACAACUUCAAGGUUCAUACAUUUCGUGGCCCUCACUGGUGUGAGUACUGCGCCAAUUUCAUGUGGGGGCUCAUCGCCCAGGGAGUCAAGUGUGCAGACUGUGGGUUGAAUGUCCACAAGCAAUGCUCCAAAGUGGUGCCCAAUGACUGCCAGCCGGACCUGCGGCACGUUAAGAAGGUGUACAGCUGCGAUCUGACCACCCUCGUCAAAGCGCACAACACCAAGAGGCCCAUGGUGGUCGACAUGUGCAUUCAGGAAAUCGAAGCCAGAGGUCUCCAGUCGGAAGGUUUGUACAGGAUAUCGGGCUUCAGCGAGCUAGUUGAAGAUGUCAAGCUGGCGUUCGAUAGAGACGGCGAGAAGGCGGACAUCUCGUCCAGCACCUAUGAGGACAUCAACAUCAUCACCGGGGCGCUCAAGCUCUACUUCCGAGAGCUCCCCAUCCCCCUCAUCACAUACGACGCCUACCCACACUUCAUAGAGUCCGCAAAGAUCUCUGAUGCAGAAAAGCGUCUGGAAUCCCUCCAUGAGGCCUUGAAGCUGCUGCCUCCAGCUCACUGCGAGUCGCUGCGUUACCUCAUGGCGCACCUCAAGAGGGUGACCCAGUUCGAGAAGGAGAACCUCAUGUCCAGUGAGAACCUGGGGAUUGUGUUUGGGCCCACGCUGAUGAGAGCGCCCGAGCUGGACGCCAUGACCGCACUCAACGACAUCCGCUACCAGAGGCUAGUGGUGGAAACGCUCAUCACCAACGAGGACGUGUUGUUCUGACAGACGACAACAAGAUGAGGCAACUUCUUCAUCAUGACAGCCUCUCAGUCGGAACGCUUGCGGGAAGCUCCAAAACAUUUCCGAAGGAUAUUUCAAAAGGAACGCAAACACUGAGCCACGUGGUGUUAGAGCAGUCAAUCGGGAUGCUGUAUUUGCCUUCUUGUUGGCUUAAACGUGUUCCCAAUCAGCUGGGAGCUUGCUUUCACGAGCCACAAUUCAUUGAUGUAUUGCAGUAAGGCUUCCAUGCCAAGUGCCGUUGGAGCCACACCCUCUUUUUUUCUGAAAAUAAAAUGUGAUUGUAUCUUGCUGAAGCUUAGCUAAUGCCACAAAGCGCUGUUAACUCUUAACAUGAAGGAUUGUUUGUUGCCAUUGUUUUUAAUACAGUAGUGCCAUUCCAAACGAUGAAGUGUUGUCAAGAUGCGUUUUGUUUUGUGCAGCCAGCGCUCACAAUGUUACUUAUGUGAUGUCCACCCCAUUUUUGUCGGGGAGAGGGGGGCACUGAUUUAACUUUUCGUUGCAAGUCUUUUCAUAAAAUAAAAACAAGGUUUAAAAAAAUAAAAGCAAGCGUUUGCCUGCUGGACUGGUGUUAAUGAAGAGCUGUAUCAAAUGUAAGUGCGUUUUUCUAUUGUAUUUACUUUUUGUGUUGUCAUUUUUAAUAUACACAUAUAUGCUGUAAAAACGUUGAUUUCCUCAUGUGCUAACCGCUCCCACCUAUCAGUUUUGUUGUGAAUCUGUGACACUGUUAGUAUCAAAGUUUGACCUGGUCAUUGCUGUCAACUAUUUGCUCUAUGAUUUCUG
Molecule: messenger RNA, 2588 nt
Organism: Doryrhamphus excisus (bluestripe pipefish)
Lineage: Eukaryota; Metazoa; Chordata; Actinopteri; Syngnathiformes; Syngnathidae
Source: RefSeq, a predicted model, not a curated record